AUGCCUUGGCGUCCAUUAAUGCGUUAUUUAUCAAAUAAUGAAGAAUUAAUUCGUCGUCUUUCAGAAUCAUAUCCAAUACGUCGUGCAGCCCAAUUAACAGCAUAUUUUUUAAAUGUUGGCAAAGAUAAAUUUAUUGAACAACGAGGUAAAUAUGAACGAGCAGGAGGAUGGAAUAAAACAAAAAGAGAUGUAAAACAUGAUUUUAAAGCAGUACAAGAUAUAGGAAAAGAAUAUAUUUCAACUUUAUUUCGACCUUAUACAGAUACAUGGGAAAAUUACAAAGAACUUCGUCGACAACAAGAAAAAAGUCAAAAAUCAUCAUCAUCUACAACAACAAAAGCAACAACAAAAAAUAAAAAACCUUUUUCAUAG
This is a messenger RNA of Rotaria sp. Silwood2, 372 nucleotides long. The record is from the annotation of a GenBank genome assembly. NCBI's taxonomy places the organism in Eukaryota, Metazoa, Rotifera, Eurotatoria, Philodinida, Philodinidae.